This is a messenger RNA of Salarias fasciatus (jewelled blenny), 1061 nucleotides long. It is a transcript of the gene nkain2, whose product is annotated as sodium/potassium transporting ATPase interacting 2. Gene Ontology annotation, biological process: regulation of sodium ion transport. The record is from RefSeq and is a predicted model, not a curated record. Lineage: Eukaryota; Metazoa; Chordata; Actinopteri; Blenniiformes; Blenniidae. The transcript is spliced from 7 exons. The coding region runs from base 32 to 658 and encodes 208 amino acids.
GGGGACCACUGCCGAGAGCGAGGGGGGCAUCAUGGGCUGCUGCAGCGGCAGGUGCACCUUGGCCUUCAUCUGUGGCAUGCAGCUGGUCAGCGUGCUGGAGCGGCAGGUGAUAGAUUUCCUGGGCUACCAGUGGGCUCCCAUCCUGACGAACUUCCUCCACAUCAUCGUCGUCAUCCUGGGCCUGUUCGGCACCAUCCAGUUCAGGCCAAGAUAUGUCACCGGAUACGCUGCCUGGCUUGUAGUCUGGAUGACCUGGAAUGUUUUCAUCAUUUGUUUUUACCUGGAGGUUGGAGAUCUGUCCAGGGACUCCGACCUUGUCCUGACGUUCAACCUGUCCAUGCAUCGCUCCUGGUGGAUGGAAAACGGCCCGGGGUGCAGGGUGACACCCAUCACCCCUCCUCCCUCCUGGGCGCCUGAGGACCACCGAUAUAUAUCUAUAUCUGGCUGUGUGAUGGAUUUUCAGUUCAUCGAGGUGGCUCACUCCUCGCUGCAGAUACUCCUUGCUCUGGUGGGGUUUAUCUAUGCCUGUUACGUGGUCAAGCUCAUUUCUGAAGAAGAGGAUAGCUUUGAUUUUAUAGGAGGGUUCGACUCGUACGGUUACCAGGGGCCUCAGAAGACCUCCCACCUUCAGUUACAACCCAUGUACAUGUCAAAAUAAACCCAGGAGUUGCUCCAGAAGUGCUGCCUUACUGACGAUCACAGCUUCAAAUCCUGCUUUACUAUUCCGACUGUAUUUUGCUUAAACAACAACAGAGACACAGACUUGAAGACGGGGAACAGAAACUCACAUUCUGUGGAUCAACUCCAUCGUCCUCCCCAGCACUUGGGCCCAGUGGCCCCCUGCUGUGUUGUGUCUCUGGAGUUCUUGAUGAAACACUGGCCUCUGGCGGCAGAAUCUGGUAACUGCAGGACGCUUGAGCUUAAACUGCUCCUUUUCUCGCCAUCAGGCCCAUUCCAGUGACAGGCUCUCCUCUCUUGAGCUGGGUAUCUGCAUUUUGAAGGGAACCAGACGGAACCAAAGAGGCUGUAACUCAUUUGAAACGUGCGUUCCUCGGCCUCCA